AUGGGUCGCGCUUAUGUUCAAUUCAAGAUUGAGUACAAUAUCUGGAUCACGCUGUUCCCCGAUGAGCUGUUCCCGGGCAAGGAUCCACUUACUGGACAAUUUACCUCCCUCACUGGACGAGAGAUUUUGACUAGACAUGAGAGUCAACAGGAGAAUGCUUCGAGCUCGUCCCGAUCUCGCUCCCCUUCUUCUGAGCCACCUCGUCGGCAAGCAAGAACUCGUGCCAUGACCAAUGUCCACGACAAUGGCAGCCGCAACGGCAACGCCACAAAUGGAGUUCGCCCUGAUGGCAACCGCUAG
Messenger RNA from Cadophora gregata, 300 nucleotides. RefSeq lists its product as uncharacterized. The record is from RefSeq and is a predicted model, not a curated record. The transcript is spliced from 2 exons. The coding region runs from base 1 to 300 and encodes 99 amino acids. Lineage: Eukaryota; Fungi; Ascomycota; Leotiomycetes; Helotiales; Ploettnerulaceae.